CGUGGGGGCGGAGAAAACACCGCCCUCUUCCUUAGGACCCAAUAGAGAAGAGGAACAGGAAAGCGCUUCCUGAGUUCGGGGGUCGAGGAAAGAUGGCGACCACCAAAGGGGUUUGGUGCCUGUGCGAGUUAUUGAGAUUUUUUUAUUCAUUAUUCCUCCCUGGGCUGGCAGUCUGUGGAACUUUAUGCGUAUGUCUGUUUAUUAUCCUCUGGGGAAUCAGACUGCUGCUACAGAGAAAGAAAGCAUUAGUAUCAACUAGCAAAAAUGGGAAAAAGCAGAUGGUAGUUGCAUUUUUUCAUCCUUACUGCAAUGCUGGCGGAGGAGGAGAAAGAGUUUUGUGGUGUGCCUUAAGGGCCCUGCAGAAAAAGCAUCCUGAGGCAGUUUAUGUCGUUUAUACUGGUGAUGUUAACGUCAGUGGUCAACAGAUACUAGAAGGUGCUUUCCGAAGAUUUAACAUCAGACUCACUCACCCAGUGAAGUUUGUUUUCUUAAGGAAACGCUAUCUUGUGGAAGAUUCACUCUAUCCUCACUUCACACUGCUGGGCCAAAGUCUAGGGUCCAUUCUUCUUGGCUGGGAAGCUCUAAUGCAGUGUGUUCCCGACGUCUACAUCGAUUCGAUGGGAUACGCGUUCACACUUCCUCUGUUUAAGUAUUUAGGCGGUUGUCGCAUUGGAAGCUAUGUUCAUUAUCCCACGAUCAGCACUGACAUGCUCUCUGUAGUGAAGAAUCAAAAUGUUGGAUUUAACAACGCAGCUUUCAUUACCAGGAAUCCUUUUUUUAGCAAAGUAAAGCUCAUCUAUUAUUAUUUAUUUGCUUUUAUCUAUGGACUUGUUGGUUCUUGCAGUGAUGUCGUGAUGGUCAAUUCUUCUUGGACACUAAACCACAUUCUUUCCCUAUGGAAGGUUGGAAAUUGCACUAACAUUGUUUAUCCGCCUUGUGACGUGCAGACAUUUCUGGACAUUCCCUUACUGGACAAAAAGAAAACCCCAGGACAUUUACUGGUUUCCAUCGGCCAGUUCCGGCCUGAAAAGAACCAUCCUUUGCAGAUCAAAGCCUUUGCUAAAUUGCUGAAUAAGAAGGUGGCUGAGUCACUGCCUUCCCUUAAACUUAUCCUCAUUGGGGGUUGUCGAAAUGAAGAUGAUGAGCUGAGGGUAAACCAACUGAGAAGGCUUGCUGAGGAGCUAGGAAUUCAAGAAGAUGUGGAAUUUAAAAUAAACAUUCCAUUUGAUGAGUUGAAGAAUUACUUGUCUGAAGCAACAAUUGGUCUGCACACCAUGUGGAACGAGCAUUUUGGGAUUGGAGUGGUUGAGUGUAUGGCUGCUGGCACAAUUAUCCUUGCCCACAAUUCGGGGGGCCCGAAGCUUGACAUUGUCGUUCCUCACCAGGGAGAGAUAACUGGAUUUCUGGCAGAAAGCGAGGAAGGCUACGCUGAGACCAUGGCUCAUAUUCUUUGCAUGUCUGAGGAAGAGAGACUCCAAAUCCGCAGCAAUGCUCGGGCAUCUGUAAGCAGAUUCUCUGAUCAGGAGUUUGAACUAGCGUUCCUGUCAUCUGUGGAGAACUUACUUAAAUAAUGCCAUAUCUGUACAAAUUAAAGAUGUUUUAUAUAAAACGGCUAAAUACCUUCUUAUGUUAGUACUUUCCUGAACGUUUUCUGUAUUAUAAUGAAGUCAGCCUAAAUAGUGCUCUCAGCAAUAUAUAGAGAGAUGGGAUAUUUAUUUCAAUGAAAAUGAAAAAAAGGCAAAAUUACCAAAUAGUUUAAAUGAAAAGAUUUUAGAUUAGUAUUCUGUCCCAAAUUCUGAAAAAUGUGGAUCUGAAAGAAAAAACGAACAGUUGUAAUGUGGUAUAAUCCCUAUUUUUCAGAUCCUGUUUGUCCAAUCACUGUCCGUUAGAACCCAGGAAAGAGAAUUUCCCUUUAGAAUAUAGGAAAUGUGGAAAGGAAAAUGGAGAACUGACGAUUAGAUCAGUACUUUAGAACUGUCCUGACAUCUUGGGAACACAGAAAAAUUCUGGUAUAUUUAAAUUCUAAAUGUUACUGUGGAUGACCUUCUUGAAUAUAUCUGACGGUUUUCCUUAAAGAGAAAAAACACUUGAAGCAGGCGUCAUCUCGUUCUAAAAGCACACAGCGAAAAGACAGAGGGACAGUGACUGCCCUGUGGGCAUAAAGACAGACGGACAGUAACUGUCCGCAGGCGUUUGUCAGGGGCAGAGGCACAGUCUUUCUGUAGCUUGGGGUUCACGAGAGUAGCUUUUUGUUUAGUGCUCUCAGUACAUUUGUUGCUGAUGGAAAGGGCUACCCUGGUAUCCCAUCACAGUUCCACAUCUCUGGAGCUGCAAGUCUGCUUGAAGCUGUUCAGAAGGUCGCAGUGAGAACAUCGUGCCAAGUUGCUCUUCUCAUAGUGACGAUGGACGAAUGGGCUCCGUCCUCCCGGGUGUCUGUUGGCAGCAUCGUGCCUUGGGAGAUGAUGAGGUGGCUUUUAGAAAAGCACUCCAGACUCCAGCAUCUUCAUUUACAAACAUCAGACCUCCUAAAACCGAAGCUGCUUCUUAAAUCUUUUUGAAAUCCCAAUUCUUCACCUAUAAUCUGUAGAUGGUAAUACCUGUCCUCAUUACCUCUCAGUGACUCUGAUUUGGAAAGUAUGUGAAAAGACCUUGAAAACCAGAACUAAGUUUUUUUUUAAAGGUACCUUUA
This is a messenger RNA of Lutra lutra (Eurasian river otter), 2689 nucleotides long. RefSeq names its product ALG11 alpha-1,2-mannosyltransferase (gene ALG11). Lineage: Eukaryota; Metazoa; Chordata; Mammalia; Carnivora; Mustelidae. The record is from RefSeq and is a predicted model, not a curated record. Gene Ontology annotation, molecular function: GDP-Man:Man(3)GlcNAc(2)-PP-Dol alpha-1,2-mannosyltransferase activity. Gene Ontology annotation, cellular component: endoplasmic reticulum membrane. Gene Ontology annotation, biological process: protein N-linked glycosylation. The transcript has 4 exons. The coding region runs from base 93 to 1571 and encodes 492 amino acids.